This is a messenger RNA of Phycodurus eques (leafy seadragon), 5521 nucleotides long. RefSeq names its product ATP-binding cassette, sub-family B (MDR/TAP), member 9 (gene abcb9). Bases 661 to 3060 code for a protein of 799 amino acids. Lineage: Eukaryota; Metazoa; Chordata; Actinopteri; Syngnathiformes; Syngnathidae. Gene Ontology annotation, biological process: transmembrane transport. The transcript has 11 exons. Gene Ontology annotation, molecular function: ABC-type oligopeptide transporter activity; ATP hydrolysis activity; ATP binding. The record is from RefSeq and is a predicted model, not a curated record. Gene Ontology annotation, cellular component: membrane.
GUGGGCGGAGCUUUCCACUGGUCCCUUCCGCAGCCGAGAUGGCCAAGCUCAAGUGUCUUUCUGCUUUUACCCCAGGAAGCAUAAUUUAGAGCGAAAGGGGGACGCCGUAGUCACGUCAAUUACUUCCCAAGUCAAUGUCAAAGUCCCAGGACCUAGACGGGGGCACACCGUUACGUCGAUAUAAACGCGAAUUCUCACCUGACCAAACUAACACGACUUGACAUUGCGAGGUUAGCGCAUUGACUCCCAAGUUUGUUUGCGCCUAACCGAGACUGUUAACACAGCACACCCUCGGUAAGUCUCUUUGGAAUUUACUAACACCAUGACUUGGCAGUGCCAUGAGACUUGAUAACGGAGGUGCUGAUAGCAGCGGAAAGACACUUUCCCCUCUGCCGUAAGCUAUUUAACAUGGAUAGCUGAAAAUUGCGGUGGCACUGUCUGUGUCCCCCAAAUAAUUCCCAAAGUGAGAAUUAUUUUGUUGUUGUUGACAGUUCAUUCCGGAAUUAUUUUGCUACUGCCCCGAAUGUAACCUGAACCGUCAGCAUAUAGUAAAUACACUUCAUUGAGGGAUUUAUACCUGGCCCCAAAUCCUCAAACUGAAUACGGUAUACUAUUCAUAUAGAACAGUAGCGGAACACUGUUUUGUCUUUUAGCCUCAGCAUGGGUAUUAAAAUAAAUGUGACUUGUACUAUUUCAUACAUCCUACUGGACAUCAUUAUCGCCACACUCUUAUAUAUUCACGGAACACAGUUUAACAUUUUUCUAGAAGAUGGUUUGAACUUUAGCAUUCUGCAGUCGGCAUUGGACAUCUGGGGGACUGUGCUGCUUCGAGCUUCUCUCCUCCUGGGUGCCUCCAUUGGAGUCUUAUGGAACAGAGAAGAUGGCCCACACACGGUGGCUAAACUCACCACCCUCAUCCUCUUAGUCUGCCAGACUAUUAUUACAUAUACUCUAGCCAAGCUGCUGAUGCUGAGUGAACUUGAGUCAUUAUCUCAUCGUCCUUGGUCUUUGAGUCUGAUUUGCUGGACCUGUUUCUCCUCGUUGGCAGUUCUGGGGCUGUGGUGGGUUCUAGGAAAGGAAAAUAGCAGUGAACCGGGACAUUGUGACGACACUGAGAACUUGCUUCAGCCAGAUGGUGAAGAGGAGGAGGAAGAUGGGGUACGCAGUGAGAGGAGGAACAAUUGUGAGAAGAAAGAAACAGAGAAGACCACCACAGGAGCUACACUGGGUCGUCUACUGAGCUACACGAAACAAGAUGGUGGACUGUUAACUGUAGCUAUUAUCUUCCUUGUCAUUUCUGCUGUGUGUGAAGCCUUCAUACCUUACUACUAUGGGAAGGCGAUAGAUAGCAUUGUGGUUCACCAUAGCAUGGAAUACUUUGCUAAACCUGCCAUCACACUCUCAGUCUUGGCCUUCACCAGUUCAAUUGCAAUUGGAGUGCGUGGAGGAGUGUUUACACUCACAUUUGCACGAUUGAAUCUUCGGUUCAGGAACCACCUCUUUAGAACUCUGAUGAGGCAGGAUAUUGGCUUUUUUGAUGAGAACCAUACAGGUGACAUCACGUCACGUCUGUCAGCUGACACCACCCAAGUGAGUGACCUCAUCUCCCAGAACAUUAACGUGUUCUUGAGGAGCACCAUCAAGGCUGUUGGGUUUCUCAUUUUCAUGUUUGGAAUGUCCUGGAAGCUAACAUUAGUGAACAUGAUGGGACUUCCUUUUAUUGCCCUUCUUUCUGAGUAUUAUGGAAAUUACUACAAGAAACUAACUAAAGAGGUGCAAACAACUCUUGCAAAGGCUAACAAAGUUGCGGAAGAAACCAUUUCAGCUAUGAAGACAGUACGAAGCUUUGCCAACGAGCAUCGAGAGGCUGACUCCUACUACGACAAGCUGGUUGUCAUGUACCAUCUCAACAAGAAACAAGCCCUGGCAUAUGCUUGCUAUAUGUGGUCCAGUUGUAUAUCAGAGCUUGCUCUGGAGGUUACCAUUCUCGCCUACGGUGGCCACCUUGUGGUGACUGGUCAGAUGGAAAGCAGCCAGUUGUUAUCAUUUUUCAUAUACAUGCUUGAAAUGGGGGAAUGUUUGGCGAACAUUGCAUCAGUUUACUCAGGGCUCAUGCAGGGCGUAGGAGCUGCUGAAAAGGUUUUCGAGUACUUGGACAGAAAACCCAAACACCCACCUGAUGGUACAGAUACUCUGGAGUCAUUCACUGGUCUGGUAGAUUUUCAAGACAUCACAUUUGCUUACCCUACUCGGCCAGAGAUUGAAAUCCUCAAGGGAGUGUCAUUCACUCUAAAGCCUGGCGAGGUUACCGCCCUGGUUGGACCGUCAGGCAGUGGCAAGAGCUCCUGUGUCAACCUAUUGGAAAACUUCUAUGUUCCCCAGCAUGGUCAAGUCCUGCUGGACGGAAAGCCUGUUCACACCUUCCAGCAUGGAGACCUCCAUUCUCGGGUGGCGCUUGUAGGCCAAGAACCAGUUCUUUUUGCCCGAACAAUCGAGGAGAACAUCACUUAUGGUCUGACUGAUGUCCCCGUGGAGGCUGUCAUACAGGCAGCCACAAAGGCGAAUGCUCAUGAUUUCAUCAUCGCCCUGCCCCAAGGCUAUCAAACAAGUGUUGGAGAGAAAGGCGCACAGUUGUCAGGUGGGCAAAAACAAAGAGUGGCCAUUGCAAGAGCUCUUGUCCGACAACCUCGUGUUCUUAUCUUGGAUGAGGCGACCAGUGCCUUGGAUGCAGAGAGUGAACAUUUUGUACAGCAAGCGCUGAACAACAUCAUGAGGGAGCACACAGUGUUAGUUGUUGCACAUCGGCUCAGCACCGUGGAGAGGGCAGACAGCAUCAUUGUGAUCGAUAAGGGCCGUGUGGCUGAACAGGGAUCUCACGGUCAGCUGAUGGCCAGUGGGGGGUUGUACUACAAACUGGUCCAGCGACAGGUUCUGGGCAUUGAGACAGGGGAUGAAGUACUAAAUCUUUCAGAGAAUUCCUCCUGGAAGCCUGAUGGAGGACACCAGCGUAGCAGACAAAGCAGCAGUGCAAGUGAGCAAGAGUACAGCCCUCGCUAUUGAGAAUAAACUGUGUGGAAAUGUUUUUUGUUAUUGAAUAUCCAUCAUCCACUUUCAACACCGCUUAUCCUGGUUAGGGUCACGGGGUGCUGGAGCCUAUCCCAGCUGACUUCGGGCAAAAACACCCUGAAUUGGUCGCCAGUCAGUCGCAGGGGACAUAUAGACACGGACAACCAUUUGCACACAGAUUUACACCGUCACUGAGUAGGAACUGAACCCAUGCUGCCUGCACCAAAGUCAGGCGAGUGUACCACUGCACCAUCAGUGACUGGUUAUUGAAUACUGCAUCAAAUAUAUACAUAAUCUUAACAAUAAUACUGUGGAAAAAGUAUUUGCCCCUUCCUGAUUUCAUUUAAAAAAACAAAUUUUUAACAUAAAUCCAACCAAUUCCAAUCCUCCAAAGACAGCCCAAAUAAUUGCAAAAUGCAGUUUCUAAAUUAAAAUUGUAUUUUUUAAGAAACCUAUCCAAACCUAUCUGGCCCUUUGUAAAAAAGUAAUUGCCAGUUUUGUCAAAUGAAUAAAUCACGUAAAUAGUACCUGUAAAACAACGUGAACUGGGCUGUGAGAUCUAAAGAAUCAGUCGUGGUACAAUCCAAAGAAAUCAAGAACACAUGAGGAACAAAGUAAUCAGUCUGUAGUAGUCUGGUUUUGGGACUCCAGUGACCCAUUUGGAGCAAUUACCCACAAAUGGAGAAAACUAGGAAUGGUGAACCUUCUCAGGAGUGGUCGGCCAUACAGAAUUACUCCAGGAGUGCAACAACGAUUUGUCCAAGGGGUCCUAAAUGAACCCAAAAUGACAUCUAAAGAACUGCAGGCGUCAUUGCCACUCAACUAUAAAAUAGUCACUUGGCUAAAAUGGGAUCCAUGGGAGAGUUCCAAGGUGAAAACUACUGCUGACAACGAACAAAGGCUUCCCUCCCAUUUACCCAAACAAAUUGAUGACCCCUAAAUAAUCUGUAGACUGGACAACUUGCUGUGAUUAUUGGAACAAUUCUGUAUACUAAUAAAUCAUAAAGGUGAACGUCCGGCUAUCUCUUCAUACCCUCAAGUGCCCUUGGGUUAUGCAGUAAAGAAAAUCUAAAAUCAACCAGUAAAUCCACCUGAAUGACAAGAAAAAUGAGGUGCUGUGCUAUGACCUUAACUGCAGUUCAUGCCCAGAAACCCUAAUUAACUAAAUUAAAACAAUUCUGCAAAGAGGAUUGAGCCAAAAUUGUUCUCCAGUGAUGCAAAAAACUCAUCAGUUAUUGCAAACUCUUGAUUUCAGUUAUUGCUGUCAAGGCCGGCACAACAGGUUAUUAGGUUCAGGACAUAGGGCAAGAUAGAUUUUGAUUAUUUUUCCUUAAUAAAUAAAAUUAUUUAAAAACAGAAUUUUACAUUUGGAUUGUCUUUGUGAAAUAUUAAAAUCAGCAUGAUGAUCUGAGAUAUUUUAGUGUGAUAAAUACGCAAAACAAACAAACAAAAACAAAAAACAAGCAGGAGCGGCGAAGCUUUCACAGCACUAUAUACAUUAUUGUUUAAAUAGAAUUUAUGCCAUGUGGAAUUAACAUUAGUGCACGAGAUAACUAAGUUAAAUAAGGUUGUGUUUGUAUCUUGACUAUAAUUUCUAUACCUCAAUAAUUGAGAAUUUUGAUCUUGGGUUUCCGACUCCAGUGUAAUUUGCUGAGUCAGUAACUGUAAUUUUCCUAUUAUUGCACUCAUUUAUUACAUUGUGAUAUAUGGUACAUGUAGCCAUGUCAGGACUUGAUCAGCUAUUAGACACUUUAUUCAUACUCAUCAUAUGCUAGACAUAGCAUUGAUGAUACUCAAUUUCUUCAAAUCAUUACCCAUCGCAUUAUAUCCUUUCUGGACAAUUCCUGUGCCCUUGCCACUUGUGGUAGCAUGAGGUGGUAUCUGCAACCUGCAAAUGUGCUGUGACCAGGAGUUUUGCUGUAUCUUCCAGCACUGUGUCAGUAGUGUGGAAGAGAGGUGGAGGGGAUCGUUGGAAGGCAACGCUGAAUCAAGAGUAGCUCAAAUACUGGUUUCCUCUUUAUCCAAUGAAGAACAGUCUACCAGCAAGCCACUUGUAUGCGAUCCUGCCAAAACUGUCAAGAGUCCAUGAGGGCCUGACAUCCACAGGAGAGGCCACAAUGGGCUCUUGGUUCCAUCUUUAACUUGACUAUGUCAGUUCUUGUGGUUGGAGUGUAUCAGCAGUUUCUUGAUGACAAAGGCAUUGAUGCUAUACUGGCCCACCCAUUCUCCAGACCUGAAUCCAAUCGAUUCUCAUCACUGACUAGUGAUCCAGGUCUGGAAGGCCCCUGGCCAGGACCAUAAGUAGUCUUGUCAGGAGCAAGUCCAUAUGGUGUAGGAAGAGUACACAGGCACGUGAAUGCUCCACACUGAUCAACAUCUCCCGUUUUAUUUUGAAUAUGAUCCUGAACUACUUUGUUCUAAGAAAAUAUGUUCUGAAAAAAAUGUAUUCAAUAAA